AUGGUGACAAUGGAGUUCUCGGGUGCGUACAAGAAGGCGACAGCGGCGCUGGACGAGGCGGCGAGGGCGCGGCUACGGGGCCCGUUCAUCGGCGACAUCGCGCCCUCGUCCGGCCGUGCGGAUGCCGACGACGAUCUGAUGGAUUUGGUCGACGAGUUCUACAACGGAUACGGCGAGCACGGCACGGACGGCGGCGUCACCAAGGAUGCUGUGGCGUCCCGGACCACGGAGGGGAAGGAAACGGUGCGCUUGACGCUGGCGGAAACGGCCGCCGACGUGGCGGCCGUACGAAUCCGCGCCGAGGCGGAGCGCAUUGUCCGAGGCGCUGGGCCAGCCGUCGCUGGCGGCGGCGGGAUCAGGAAGCACCUUGUGGAGCGGCUCCUUGCAAGGGGUUACGACGCCGGUCUCUGCAAAUCGUCGUGGGAAAGAACCAGCAGCAUCCCCGCGCCUGGCACGUACGAGUACGUGGACGUGACGCUAGGUUCGCCACCGCCUUCAUCUCGCUACAUCGUGGAGGUCAACGUUGCAGCCGAAUUCGAGAUCGCGAGGCCGAGCACGGAGUACCAGGACCUCCUCUCCUCCCUGCCGCCGGUGCUCGUGGCGAGGCCAGGAGCUCUGAAGGAACUCGCCGCGGCAAUGUGCGCCGCAGCGGCGGAGUCUAUCCGCGGCGCGGGCAUGCACGUCCCGCCGUGGAGGCGCGCGCCGUACGUGCAGGCCAAGUGGUCGGCGCAGUUCGAGAGAAUGGAAGCCGCGGCGCCGGUGGCGGCGACGGGGCCACGACCUGAAGGAGGACCGAGGGCGGCAGUGCAUGCCCGGCGUCCCGGCGUGGGGAAGAAUUGCGGAAUGGAGAUGGGACGCCGGCAGGGGGGCAUGGGACGGGAGGCACUGGUGAGUGUCACGCCCUUGUUCAGAGGAUUGUGA
Molecule: messenger RNA, 921 nt
Organism: Miscanthus lutarioriparius
Lineage: Eukaryota; Viridiplantae; Streptophyta; Magnoliopsida; Poales; Poaceae
Source: the annotation of a GenBank genome assembly